AUGGCCUGGCGUUACGAAAUCGACAAAUAUAUUUCUGACCCAAGAGCUGACAGUACUGAAGAUAUUUUAGAAUGGUGGAAGAGACACGAAUGCAUUUUUCCAAACCUUGCCGCAAUGGCCAAAGACUUUUUGGCAACGCCAGCUUCUUCAGCUCCAGUUGAAAGGCAGUUUUCUAGAGCUGCCUUAAGUCUUACCAAAACAAGAAAUCGAUUAGGCGAUAACUCCGUUAGAAGCCUUUUGUGUCUCAAAUCAUGGAUGGCAAAUGAGGAUAUUAAAGAUUUAUUCUAG
Molecule: messenger RNA, 288 nt
Organism: Acanthoscelides obtectus
Lineage: Eukaryota; Metazoa; Arthropoda; Insecta; Coleoptera; Chrysomelidae
Source: the annotation of a GenBank genome assembly